AUGAAGCUGUGGUUUAGUAAUGGCCACCCAGAGAAGAGACAGGAGGGCCUGCCUGGAUACAUUCAGUGUUCCCUUUAUUUGUUUGAGCAGUGUAUAUAUAUCUGCCCUCUGUCUCCUAUAGGUAUCCUGGAGGUCCGUACGGUGUCCGAGGGAGGAGUGUUAGCUAUCAAAGGAGUGAAGAGUCAGUACUAUAUCUCCAUGAACAGGACUGGCCUGCUGCAAGGCAAGAAAAUCUACAAUGAGAACUGCAACUUCAAGGAGAUUUUCCUAGAAAACUACUUCAACGCUUACUCGUCUGUUAAGUCGAGUAGAGACGGCAAGGAGAUGUUCAUUGCUCUGUCUCAAAAGGGCAGACCGCUGAGAGGGAAGAAGACCAGGAGGGAACACAUCGCCUCCCACUUCAUUCCCAUGAAAUGCAGAGAGGAGGAGAGGACUGGCGUCUGAGAGAAGGAGACUGAAAAAGGAAGUGGUGACUGGAGCCUGAGAGGAAGAGGAGAGGACUGAAAGAGGAGAGGACUGAAAGAGGAGAGGA
This is a messenger RNA of Oncorhynchus gorbuscha (pink salmon), 532 nucleotides long. Its product is annotated as fibroblast growth factor 7-like. Gene Ontology annotation, molecular function: growth factor activity; type 2 fibroblast growth factor receptor binding. Gene Ontology annotation, cellular component: cytoplasm. Lineage: Eukaryota; Metazoa; Chordata; Actinopteri; Salmoniformes; Salmonidae. The transcript is spliced from 3 exons. The record is from RefSeq and is a predicted model, not a curated record. Gene Ontology annotation, biological process: regulation of cell migration; animal organ morphogenesis; positive chemotaxis. Bases 1 to 444 code for a protein of 147 amino acids.